AUGGGCUCCAUCGUCGCAAGACCGUCAUACGGGACUGGUUUUUUCAACGGGAAUCCGGCGCCGGUGAAAGGCAGGAUAGAGAUGACACAGCAAUUAGAGUAUGACGUCACGAAUGUACCGGUCACGCUGGACUACCUCGAUGACGUCAACAAUUACAAGAUACAUGUGGCGGACUACUCACCGGCUGACCCAGUGGAGAGAUUGAUGAGAUAA
This is a messenger RNA of Arctia plantaginis, 213 nucleotides long. Lineage: Eukaryota; Metazoa; Arthropoda; Insecta; Lepidoptera; Erebidae. The record is from the annotation of a GenBank genome assembly.